Molecule: messenger RNA, 2210 nt
Organism: Bacillus rossius redtenbacheri
Lineage: Eukaryota; Metazoa; Arthropoda; Insecta; Phasmatodea; Bacillidae
Gene: Cad96Ca
Product: tyrosine kinase receptor Cad96Ca
Exons: 9
Coding region: 234-2138 (634 amino acids)
Biological process (GO): multicellular organism development; homophilic cell-cell adhesion; protein phosphorylation
Cellular component (GO): plasma membrane; signaling receptor complex
Molecular function (GO): calcium ion binding; ATP binding; transmembrane receptor protein tyrosine kinase activity
Source: RefSeq, a predicted model, not a curated record
CCGGCCGCCGAGCUGACGGCAUGGCUGCUGUCGCGGACGACUGCCGAGUCGUGGUGGCGUGGUGGCUGGCCGAGUGUGUCUAGUGCCGAGCUGGGAGCGACAUGGAGACUUCAAUGUGCGCCACACGGGAAAACCUACUGUGCCGGCAACAAUCACACGCAGUUCCGACAGUUAUACGAGUGUUCGUAGCUGUCUAGUGAAUAAGUGAAAUAUAUUUUUAAUUGCGACAAGUAAUGUGUUCCAAAGGAAAGUUCACAAUGCGUAUCAACACGUUUUGGAUUUGUAUGUGGAUGCUUGGACAACUGCUGUGGGAAUCAGGGGCAGAGAACUCGCCGCCCGUGCUGCAGCUGGACCGCCAGUGGCAGAUCCAGGAGGACGAGCCGGCGGGCUCCGUGGUGGUGAAGGUGCGCGCGCAGGACAACGAGGGAGACCCACUGGUGUUCGGCCUGGAGCCCGCCGACCCCGCGGCGCCCCCGCUGCCCUUCCGCAUCGACAACGCCACCGGCGUCGUCUACCUCAACGACUCCCUGCGCGGCCGGGCCGGGCAUAACCUCAACCUGUACGUGACGGUGACGGACGGCCAGUACCACACCAAGAUCUUCGUGGUGGCGCUGGUGAGCGGGCGAGGAGCUGGCCAGGCCGCCUUGCCGCGCCCCGCCAACUGGCCGGCGGGCUUCGGCCAGGGCGCCACCGUGCUCAAAGGGACGACCUCCGGGACGAAGGGCGGGGGGGUCAGCAGCGGGACGCCGGCUCCCACCACCUCGACCUCGACCUCGACCUCGACCUCGACCUCGCCGCCGACCUCGACCUCGAGCGAGGCCGGGGGCAGCGGGGGCAGCGGGGGCAGCGGGGGCAGAGACCUGGCGGGCGUGGUGCUGCCCAUCAGCGUGGUGUCGGCGCUGGCGGCGGUCGGCGCGCUGCUGGUGGCGCUCUUCAGGAAGCGGCUGUUCCGCGCGCGCUCCGGCAGCACCACCAAGCACGACCUGGCAAGUAGCUCCGUGCUCUGCUUCCCGACCAGCUCCCGCUGCAGCCGCGCUCUGCUGCGCAAGGGGUCCGGGGGGGCGGCGCCCGGGGAGCCGGUGGCCCUGCAGCGCUGGCAGCAGCCCCGGGGCCCGAGCGCGCGGCGCGACGCCUGCUGCGACCCCAGCCCGCCCGCGCAGGUGGCGGGCGGACAGGCGCCGCCGGAGAAGCCCGCGGACCGCUGGGAGUUCCCGCGCCACCGCCUCAAGGUGUUCAACAUCCUGGGCGAGGGCUGCUUCGGCCAGGUGUGGCGCUGCGAGGCCAUCGACAUCGGCGGCCGGCCGGGGGUCUCCGUGGUGGCGGUGAAGACUCUGAAGGAGAGCGCCACCGAUAAGGAGCGGGCAGACCUGCUGCAGGAGCUGCAAGUCAUGAAGAUGUUGGAGCCGCACCCCAACGUGGUGCGCCUGCUGGGCUGCUGCACCGACAAGGACCCAGUGUUCCUGAUCAUGGACUUCGUGGUGCACGGCAAGCUGCAGAGCUUGCUGCGCAACUCGCGCGCAGAGCGGUGCUACGGCAACCUGCACGGGCCCAGCAACACACUCACCUCCAGGGACCUGACCACCUUCGUGUACCAGGUGGCGCGCGGCAUGGCCUUCCUCUCCGGCAAGGGCAUCAUCCACCGAGACCUGGCGGCGCGCAACGUGCUGGUGGACGAGGACCACGUCUGCAAGGUGGCCGACUUCGGCUUCGCGCGCGACGUGAUCGACAGCCACGUGUACGAGCGCAAGUCGGAGGGCCGGCUGCCGAUCCGCUGGAUGGCGCCCGAGUCGCUCUACGACAACGUGUUCUCGGUCAAGUCGGACGUGUGGAGCUUCGGCGUGCUGAUGUGGGAGGUGGUGACACUGGGAUCGACGCCCUACCCGGGCCUCGCCGCCGCCGAGGUGAUGCGCAAGGUGCGCGACGGCUACCGCCUCGACAAGCCCGAGCACUGCCGCCGUGAGCUCUACAACAUCAUGUACUACUGCUGGGACCGCGACCCCAAGGAGCGGCCAUCCUUCCAGGAGCUCGUCAAGCUGCUGGAGCAGCUGCUGCUCUCGGAGACCGAGUACAUCGAGCUGGAGAGGUUCCCCGACCACUCCUACUACAACAUGGUCAGCCUCAGUGGCGAGAAACUCUAGAGCCUUGUGGUAGCGGCAGCUGCUGCUCUCGGAGACCGAGUACAUCGAGCUGGAGAGGUUCCCCGACCACUC